Messenger RNA from Podarcis muralis (Common wall lizard), 2318 nucleotides. The record is from RefSeq and is a predicted model, not a curated record. Lineage: Eukaryota; Metazoa; Chordata; Lepidosauria; Squamata; Lacertidae.
AUGACUUACAUCAUAGGAGCCUACACAACACAAAACACGGUUGCUGUAGCUCCUCGAGGAGCCGCUGGGAAGGAGAGGGACCGGCCCUCCUUCUCCAACUGAGCGCCCGGGGGCGCCAGCAUUUGCAGAGCAGUUGUUCCAGGCUUCCAAAACGAAAAGGGGUUUGGGGUAUUUUUUUCUGUGUGUGUUUUGCCCGAAUUGCAGAAGAUCCCCGAGGCGCCCUCCUUUUUGCAGCGCUCUUCCCGCUGGGCUGCGGGCUGCAGCUCUGCCUUCCUCUCCGGGGAGAAGCGGGGAUCCUGGCCCGCUCUGCUCGCCGCCCUUUUGGGAAGCGAAGUCCUGCUCUUCUGGUCCAGCCGCUUCGCGGAAAUUAAUUGGGUUAGCGCCUCCCUGCGCAAACUUUGGAAUUCCCCCGCGCCUUUGCAAUCUGGCAUUUUCAGGAAGUGGCUUUUGCAUUCUCACGUUAUACGAAGCGAAGAGGACGCAGCUUCGGGGAGGCGCAAACUGUUUUCUCCCGAUCAAAAAGGGUGCUUAUUCUAGCAAAUAUGCACACAGCUUGAUUGCAUCAUGUAUCCCUGCAAGAAAGCCCCGCUGAAAUUAAUGGGAUUUACUCCCAGCCAGCCGAUCACCCCACAUUUACAAUCAUCAGGUGUUGUCCAUAGAACAUGGCGAAGGCAGUCUUGAUUGAUUUGUGCAUCUUCGGACCCAGGUCGUGGAAUAACUGGACCCAGGCGUCGGUGAUCAGAACAUUAGAAACUCUGGGGGAGAACUAUCCUGUUUACCUUAUGUGUUGCCAAACCUUUGGAAGUGAAGGGAAUUGUGGAGAUGUCUUUCAUACAGCAAUACGAGGCUUUCAUGGCCCAGGGAAACAACUUGAGGUUGUGUGUGCCAAAAAUACAGUUGCUGUCUUAUACACCAUUAAACAAAAACUCGAUGAAAAAGGCAUCGACACUGUUAAAGUAAUCGUGCCGGCGCAAAGAAAACCCUUAAUGAGAGAGUACGUGAAUCAACUUUUUACUAGUGUUUACCAGUUUGAGUUUAAAGAUUUUCAGAUGAACUGUGAAGAAAACAACCUCAGAAAAUCUGCAGAACUGCAAGGUGAAUUAAUACCACUUACAGACCAAGACAGAGAGAAGAUCCAAACUGAGAUAACCAUAUUUUUGAAGAGCCUUCCUAGUCUGAAAGGGGAACUUACCAUUCUCAAAUCUUCAUUGAUCCCAGAUCCUAUCUUCCUCCAUGGAUUCACUACAAGAACGGGCGGCAUCUCCUAUAUACCGACGUUGAGCUCUUUCAAUCUCUUCAGUAGUUAACGACGUGACCCACCCAUUGUGGUUAAGGAAAACCUUCGCAGGCUAGCUGCUGCUGCUGGAUUCAACCCUGAUGCAUAUCACAGGGUAAAGGUCAACCACGCCAGUGAUGUUUGGGUCAUGGGAAAGGCCGAGCCGGAUAACUACGAUGGGAUAGUAACUAACCAGAAAGGUGUUACACUCGCUGCCCCUGGAGCAGACUGCAUCCCUGUGCUUUUCGCUGAUCCCGUCAAGAAAGCAUGUGGUGCUGCUCAUUCAGGUUGGCAAGGCACGUUGUUAGGAGUAUCGAUGGCUGUCGUUAACGCGAUGGUAACUGAAUACGGUUGCGACGUGAAGGAUAUCCUUGUGGUCCUGGGGCCGUCGGUUGGGCCCUGUUGCUUUAAACUGCCUCGGGAAUCGGCAAAAAGUUUUCUUAGGAUUGAUCCCAAGUGCGUAAGACUUUAUGAAUCGUCAACCCCGUACGUUGACCUCAGAAGAGCUACACGUAUUCUUCUGGAGACUGGAGGGGUUCUGCCUCAGAACAUCCAGGAUGACUCUGUAACAGACCAGAACCAAAAUGUAACUGUCUGUACAUCAUGUUGCCCUGAUAAAUUCUAUUCUCAUGUCCGUGAUGGUGAGAACUUUGGAACACAGAUUGGCUUCAUAUCAAUUAGAGACUGAGGGUUUAUCUUCAUAUUUAUGCAAUAAUCUGGUAGAAACUAUUGGGGCAAAUGGAUUAUAUUUACUGAUACUGAGCUCUUCCUGUGGUCAGCUAUAGUUCCAAGCUGUCUAUAUAAUAUAAUUACUUAGAAAAGGAGUCCUAUUUAUUUCUAUAGGGCUUAAUUCCACCUAAGUGUGCUUAAUCUUACACUACUAGUACAAAAAACUGCAAAUAUCAGGGAUACGUAAGUGUUUAUAGUGUUGUAUUUUUGCUUUAAUGAACUUGUUUCUAUGUUGCGCACUACUUGGAGAUUAAAAAAAAAAAGUUUAUAAAUGCUUUUAAAUAUAUUUAAAUAAAUAAAUAUGUGGCCUAAA